This is a messenger RNA of Pygocentrus nattereri (red-bellied piranha), 1428 nucleotides long. RefSeq names its product C-type mannose receptor 2-like. The record is from RefSeq and is a predicted model, not a curated record. Lineage: Eukaryota; Metazoa; Chordata; Actinopteri; Characiformes; Serrasalmidae. Bases 118 to 1287 code for a protein of 389 amino acids. The transcript has 6 exons.
GAGCAGAAACACAUCACGGGAGAGAACAGAUGACAUUCACUUUUCUACCAGGGCGAUAUUUGGAAACACAGAAGACUGCAUUCAUUUUCACGGUCUGUGAAAUAGUUUCUCUCAGAAAUGGAUCUAAAAUGGAUUACAGUCAUCGUGAUUUUCUCAGCUGUCUGUGGGGAAUCUUCAUAUGUCCCUUACCGUUAUACCUUUGUGAAGGAGGAGAAAAGCUGGACUGAAGCUCAGAGCUACUGCAGACAGAGCAAUACACACCUGGCCACCAUCAACAACAUGGAGGAGAUGAAGGACCUGAGUGCUACUCUGCAAAGCACAGCAAGGCCAAUCCAAAGACCAGUUUGGAUCGGUCUAGAAAAAUGGAACACUGGAAAAUGGCAGUGGUCUCUAGCAGAGGGAGAUUUCCACAGUGAGGGAGACGCUUACCGAAACUGGAGCCCAGGAGAACCAAACAGUAAAGGAGGGAAGGAGUUCUGUGUUGUAAUGUAUAAAACUGAUGGAACCUGGCUUGAUGAUUACUGUAAUACACCGCGCAGAUUUAUGUGUUAUGACGAAAAGAAGACUAACACUGAAAGAUACGUAUUGAUUUAUAUUGAGAUGACCUGGCGUGGUGCUCAGAGCUACUGCAGAAAUUAUUACACAGAUCUGGCCAGUGUGAGGAACCAGACUGAGAACCAGCAGAUCAAGACAGCAGCACAAGCAUCUCAUGAUUAUUAUUUAUGGAUUGGCCUAUUCAGUGACUCCUGGAAGUGGUCAGAUCAGAGCACCUCCUCAUUCAGAUACUGGGCACCUAAGGAGCCAGAUAAUUAUGAUGGAAAUGAGAACUGUGCUGCUGUAUCUGUGACUACGCCAGAUACAGCGGGUGGCUGGUAUGAUGCGGCCUGUGAGAUUGAGCUCCCAUUUGUCUGCCGUGAGAAUCAGCUGAUCUUGAUCAAGCAGAAUCUGACCUGGAGUGAAGCUCAGAGAUACUGCAAAGAUAAUCAUGUGGAUCUGGUCUCAGUUCACUAUGAGGAGAUCCAGCUCUGGGUGAAGGAGGUGGCACAGAACGCCUCCACUGAACAUGUGUGGCUGGGUCUGCGUCACACCUGCACCCUCAGCUUCUGGUACUGGGUGAGUGGCUUUUCCAUCUGCUACCAGAACUGGGCUCCAGUUAACAGUACAGGAGGAGAAGACUGCAGCCCCGUAGAGAGAACUGGAGCGGUGCAGGCUAGAGGAGGUCAGCAGUGGGUCAGCCUGCCUGAGGACCAGGAACUCAACUUCAUCUGCCUCACCUAUGAAGACUAGAAACCAGAUGUUCUCCUCUCCCAUACCCAGCAUCAGCGCAUCUACAAUUUUAUUGUUUUUGUGCUUUCCUACAUAAUACAGGGUGACAUAGGUUUGUAAGCAUAUAUACAUAUUAUAGUCCGCUGUCUUUGGUGCGCAGAU